AUGGCUUCAUUGAAUCCUAUUGGAGUGCCAGCAAUCAAGGUAGAGGACUAUGAUGGAAACCAUUUCUCAACUCACCAAGACAUCUUUAAAAGAAUCAAUGCUCUUCUUGAUCACUCUUUAGACAUCAAUGUUACGGGUGCUUGUGCUUCCCAAGAAAGGAAAUAUGAUGAUUUUAACCAGCACCGUGCAUCAGGCCAUCUGUCUCAAGAGCUUCAGUCAGUACUGAGCUAUGCCAACGUUCCAUUGUCACAGUCAGCAGCUUAUACCAACAGCAAUGCUAGCAUUUACACAUCCUCUGCGGCCACAAGUUAUGGUGCCCUAGGUCAGCCUCUCACUGCUUCUGCUAUGUCCACAUAUGGCUAUUCCAAUGCAAGCCCGAAUUCGCAGUCAGCUUAUCCAGGUUUCCAGUUGUUUUCUACAAGCAGUGGAAGUAACAGUGGAAUUGCCACUGGUUCCCAGCAAUGGAAUAUGUUUGACAGCAAAUCCUUUACCUCUCCAUCUCGUCAGCCACGGGCAAUCAAAGGAGAAAAGCAGUCUCCUGGUUUAAAUUCAAGUGACUACAGUUCCUUGUCUUCUGUCAGCCCCCUGACAGAGUCCUCCCUCUCUCCUAUAGAAAAGAUCUUGUACUCCAACCUUUUGUCACAUCAAACAGCAUCACCCAUUACCAGAACACCAGCAACCCCAAUUGAAACGGAUAAGACAUUGACACAUUAUGAACAGACAGAGACUGGUGUUCUAGACAACAUGAUGCGAGCUAUGACACUGACAGAACGGCAACAGAGCAAUGCAACUGAGCUUGCAAACCAGCUGUACCAGGCUUAUCAGGCUGGCGCUCCAGUCUAUGCUGGAGUGGGUGUUGAUAUCAUGUCUGCCCCAGCUGGUGAAAUGGCAAGUGUGGAUCGUACAUUGACUUCACCACUUGGACCACAUUAUAUGACCAAUGUAGAUCCUUAUGCCAUAGAUCGGGCUGCACGGCUGCACAGGAAUGCUGCAUCUGUAAGUGAGGCAACAUGCACAUGGAGUGGUCAGUUGCCUCCCCGUGCUCAUAAGAACCCUACAUACUCCUGCAAAGUAUUUGUUGGUGGUGUUCCAUGGGACAUAACUGAGACUGGGCUUCAAACGGCUUUUAACAAGUUUGGAUCACUGAAGAUUGAGUGGCCUGGAAAAGAUGGGUAUGUGUACCUGCUGUUUGAUGUAGAAAAGUCAGUGAGAUCCCUGCUCCAGUCCUGCACACAUGACUUCAGCAGUGGUGAUUACUACUACAAGAUUUCUAGUCGAAGGAUGCGUUCCAAGGAGGUGCAGAUUAUUCCAUGGGUGCUUGCUGAUAGUAAUCAUGUGCGCCAGCCUUCCCAACGCUUAGAUUCUGGGAAGACGGUCUUUGUUGGGGCCCUUCAUGGGAUGAUUACUGCAGAAAUUCUUGGGAACAUAAUGAAUGAUCUCUUUGGGAAUGUAGUUUAUGCUGGCAUUGACACCGAUAAACAUAAGUACCCAAUUGGAUCUGGACGAGUGACUUUUUGCAACCGCAAGAGCUACAUGAGAGCAGUGCAGGCUGCAUUUAUAGAGAUUAAAACUCCCAAAUUCACCAAGAAGAUUCAGGUGGACCCCUACCUAGAGGAUGCCAUUUGCAGUUUGUGUGCAAUUCAGCAAGGACCUUAUUUCUGCCGUGAACUCCAGUGCUUCCGCUACUUUUGCCGCACCUGUUGGUACUGGCAGCACAAUCUUGAUGCCAUGCGUCACCAUAAACCCCUCACUCGUAACACCAAAAGCACCAUGCCUUUGUAGUAGGCUGCCAUUGUAGCAGGAUGCAGCACUUUGCCAUUCUUGUGGCAAAUCUACCAGCAGCAAAAACUUCCAUGCAGCUACCACAUGUUAUUUUUGCACUUUGUCAGUAAUAUCAAAGUGUCAUGUGUCUAACUACAUGUUUGUAUAAAAUGUUAAUCCUAGAAUGAGGGACCAGUUUAUUCAUGCAUUGAUUGUUCAGACUGACAGGCAUUGUUAUGGGCAUUAUUGGUAUGCAAUAGCUCCCACCUGUCUUAUUCAGAGCCUCAUGUUAUUGUAACAAUGUAGAACUUUGUUCAGCGGAGAUAGACUUGCUGCUGAAUGGGCAAUGGAGGCACGAAGUUGCAGACAAACUAUGCACCGAUUUUAAGCAAAUGCAAGCAGUUGCACUUCUUGUCACCCACAUUUAUUUGCCUUGCUUGCAAAAAGGUGCUUAAACUCCAACUUUUGCCCAAAGUGAAACAAAAAUUUCUGCAGUCACUGCAGAUGUUUGGUGCUAUGCUUCAUUAAAUUUUUGCUGUGGCCUUGAGUCUAAGUUUAGGUGAUAGAAGUUGUCCCUUUAAAGACUUUUCUGCCAGAAAAAUUGAAUUCAUGUUCCUUGGUCUUUUGGAGCGGAGAAAAUGAGAAUUUGGUUGACUGUUCCUAAGUCAUGAGUCGGAUUUACAAGUUGACUUGUAAGACUUGUGUUGACAUAAAUCAUUUUUGGAGAAGUCAUUUGACUAUCUCCUUUAGUGAGUGAUAUUUUGAGUUUGUGAUAGCAGUUUAGCUAUUUGAAACCUUUUAGGUUUUUCAUUUUGAAAGGUCUACCUAUAUUUGUUACUCUUGUGAAAUGUUGAUGAUAGUCUUUCUGCUCAAGCUGUUGCUUGAUCUAAUAUCAGUCUGUUAUUGUGAUGCUGUUAUUGUCAUGAAAGAUGUGAUUUUUGUGGGAUUGUUUCCCUUUUUCCUUUGUACUUAGAGGAACCUUGUUUUUCUUCAUAUCGUCUUGGAUGGUGCGUCUAUGAUCCUUUAAGACUGCAACUUCACAUUUUCAUCUAUUAAUUACAGGUAACUUUUCUAACUGAUCUUGAAAUGCUUCAUGUGCAGAUAUUUUUUUACUUUCAGAAGAUAGGAAGUGUACGCGUUGCAAGUUUUGAAUAUUUUGCGGAAUAAGAAUGAGUUUCAGUGGUUGAAAGAAAACUAGGAACAUGAGCAAGGACUGUGGAAAGCUAAGGAGAAAACAUUCCUAUUGUAAGUCAUCCACAGUUUUAGCUUCCCAGUUUACAACUUUGUUUUAAAAGCAUUUCUUUUCCAUCUUUACCAAAAAUGGGGUAUUUGGCCAAAUAAAUUUGACUUGUUCUUCAUUGCAAAGGAUUAUUUUUGCAUGCGUUUGUUUGAUUCAGAAAUGGAGUAUUUGGCCACAUACAUUAGAUUUUGCUGCAAUUAAUAAGGUAGGUUCUCCAUUUUGACUAAACAUUCAACCUGAUGUGGAGCAAUGGUAAGCAGACUGUAUUUUAAAACAGUAAUUACUAAGGGAAUUGCUUACCUUUUUAUGUUUUUGAAACUUAUCUUGUACAUAGUUCUUUUAUGUUGGUGUCAACACAAGGGAAUAGAUUUUUCAUUAAUGAAAUUUCAGAACAUGUAAUUUUUCAUAUUGUCCUCUGCCUGUGUCUGCCAUUCUAUUGCUUUUUUACUUUAUCUUAUUUUCAUUUUAAAAUAUAACCUUUUCGUUCUUGAUCUUAGCUAGCAUUGGUCAGGAAACAAAUGUAUGAUUAUAAAAUCAACAGAUGUGCUUUGCAUGAAUCAAAAGACUUUGUCCUUAAGAUAAACUGCAAAGGCAAUGUUUUCAUUGUGUUUCAAGUCCUUACUGUGAUCUUUUGCAGAAUAUAAAUGUAUUCUGAAAAUCAAAUAAGUUUGAUAAAUUGUACGAAACUAUUUGUAUUCAUGCCUAUUGUCAUAACAUGGGUGAGAGACAAAGGUCUCAACUCCAAUGAAUUGCUGCAGACCAGAAUGAAAUUUUUGCAUUUUUUUCUGUAAAGCCUUAGUAGCUUUCUGGAAAGUUUUUUUUUUUAAAUUGAAUUUGUACCCAUCUUAAAAUGGGGGAAGUAGCACUCUUCAUAGUAGAAGUCUGUUGAAAGGGGAACAUUUUACACAGAAAGAAGAUAAAAGCUAGAACAGUUUUACUACUUACUUGGCCUUCGUCAUUUUUACUAUUCUCUACAACAGAUUAAUUCCUUUUAAAGAGCCAGCAACAUGUUUUUUAUCCAGUUCAAAAGUUCAAGAGAAAAUUCUGAGAUUUUUACAAGAAAUCAAAAUUGCUAGUCCAAGCAGACGAUCUUCAGUUGGUAGCACUCCCAGAGACUAGCAUGAAGUUUUCUUACCCCUUGCCUCCUAGGACAGAUGUUUUUCCUAUUUGUAUUGGUAGUUUUGAGAAUGAAUAGCCAUUUGUUUGCAGUAAUGUCUUCUGAAUAAAUUUUUAUGUCCAGGUGUGAAAAGUUCUUUUAGAAACUUUUAGCAAGUUUAGUCCUGAGUAACUAUACCUGAUGCUUUGGUGCACAGGCAAAGAUCAGCUUAGAUCACUUGAAGUAGAGUCACUUUAGAUACUUUUUUAAAAUACACCAUCUGCCUAAAUUCUUAUUGUCUUUCUUUUUAAGUGGUUUUCCACGACAAAAUAUCUAUUUCUUUCCAGCAGGACUUGACUUGGUCCAGGUACUUAAUGCUGCUUCAUGAAGUAUUUCAGUUAAUGCAUUAUCUGUUAUAUUUCAUGUUUUUUAAAAAAAAAAUUUCCUUCAUUCUGAUAAACAAGCAUUCAAAUAUGAAGUAUGGAUGGAAAGAUGUAAGAAUAAUUACUGGUAUUAAUCUUGUGUGCAAAAUGAGCAGUCCCAGACUGUAACACAAAGCAAGUGUAAAGCAAAUGGAGUUGUUACUCAAGUGAGAAAGUAAGACUUGAGCCAAAAUGUUCGAAAUUUCUAUUUGCAUUAAAGAUUUCCUUUUUUCA
Pomacea canaliculata is the source of this 4753-nucleotide messenger RNA. RefSeq names its product cytoplasmic polyadenylation element-binding protein-like. The transcript has 12 exons. Lineage: Eukaryota; Metazoa; Mollusca; Gastropoda; Architaenioglossa; Ampullariidae. Gene Ontology annotation, molecular function: mRNA regulatory element binding translation repressor activity; mRNA 3'-UTR binding; translation factor activity, RNA binding. Gene Ontology annotation, cellular component: nucleus; neuron projection; cytoplasm. Gene Ontology annotation, biological process: negative regulation of cytoplasmic translation. The coding region runs from base 1 to 1782 and encodes 593 amino acids. The record is from RefSeq and is a predicted model, not a curated record.